Ruditapes philippinarum (Manila clam) is the source of this 1235-nucleotide messenger RNA. RefSeq lists its product as uncharacterized. Gene Ontology annotation, cellular component: cytoplasmic side of plasma membrane. The record is from RefSeq and is a predicted model, not a curated record. Lineage: Eukaryota; Metazoa; Mollusca; Bivalvia; Venerida; Veneridae. Bases 229 to 837 code for a protein of 202 amino acids. Gene Ontology annotation, biological process: lipid transport; ganglioside catabolic process. The transcript has 5 exons. Gene Ontology annotation, molecular function: enzyme activator activity; lipid carrier activity.
UGAAUAGCCGGGAUGAAAAGGUGUUUACAAAAUGUGUUCAUUGUUGUUACUGACAAGGACGUAAAUAUUUUCUUUGAGAACAAUAUUUUUAAACAGUCACAAACAGUUUCAGUCAGUUGAAUAUCAAUUAUGCUUUAUGUUCUUUUCUUUUAACGUACAAUAAAUUUCCUGCUUAACACAGACACGUUUUAGCAAGGAUUUUCGCUAUUCAAUAUAUUUUUUUUCAAAAUGUACAUUGUGAUAUUAGGUGUGUUGUGGGUAUAUCAUUUUCUGGUAAUAAGUGUUUCCACACAAAGCUUAAAAUACAAGGAUGUCGGGAACCAGACCAAUUUUCACUUUGAAAACUGUAACCGGUCUGCAACUCCAUUUUACGUGCAGCUCUUAAAACUGUAUCCAGAUCCGAUCAAUCUUCAAAUGGGUGUCAUGCGUCUUUCUAUAGAAUUCAGUUUGGAGAGAGAUGUUGGAAAAGACAACAAUAGAAUAGAUGUUGAUUUGAAUUGGAGACUAAAAACUUCUGAAGGCUACACGGAACUGUGUGACAUUAUCGGGGAGAAUAAUUGCCAUUUUAAUGACUUGUGUGCAGAACUUAAAAAAAUCAUGGACCGUGCUCCAAACACAUGCCCAGCAUUUAUGAAGGAAAAGUAUCAUAAUAACUGUUCGUGCCCAUUUUUAAAGAACGAUUACACAGUACAUAAAGUACCAAUAUUUUUUAAAAGCUUGCCCAUUCAACUAAGGGGGACAUUCGACCUAACAAUCAAUUUACAAGAGCAAGGAACACAUGUUGGUUGUGUACGAAUUGAAUUCUGUAUCACCGAUUGUACGCCACUAGGAGGAUGAUACGUCAGUUUUGCCGCCAAAUUUAAGCGAAUACCAAAUCAGCAAUAAUGUAUAAUGUUUUGAAUGACCUUAGGCAUAUGGAUUGGCAUACUGAUAUUCAACAAUUGAAAAUCUGGUUCCAUAUUAAAUCAAUUGCAAAAUGAAGCAUAUCCGAACAAUAGAAACAAGGUGUUCUGACCUCAACUGAAAUGUAAUUUCAAAUGAUCGAAUGAAUAUUUUUGACAAUGAUUAUACGUUGGAGUUGAAUAACUGACACAGGACAUUUGAAAUGUUGUACAAAGUAUAUAACUGUUACAAUUUUUUUCACUAUAAAUCUGGUAUUCAAGGUGAAUUUUAUAUGUUAUAUCUGUUUAUUGUCAGUAUAUACUCUUGUAUUAAUAAAUAUUUUCUUUCAUUAA